Molecule: messenger RNA, 2848 nt
Organism: Momordica charantia (bitter melon)
Lineage: Eukaryota; Viridiplantae; Streptophyta; Magnoliopsida; Cucurbitales; Cucurbitaceae
Source: RefSeq, a predicted model, not a curated record
AAAUGGUUUUGUAGAUUCCAUUUGAGCCGCCCACAUCAAUUUCAAUUUCAAUUUUCUUUUAUUUUAUUGAACCACAUCAUCAUUCACCACCACCACAAUUUCUCUCUUCCACUUGGACUUGGAGUUCUUCUGCAUUUCUGUUUUCCUCUCUCUCCUCUCGCCGAUUUCCAGACUCGGAACUCGGAACAAGAUUUCAACAUGCCUCCGAUUGCUUCUCCACUCCGCCGGAUUCUCACCUAGAUAUUGCACCACGUAUCUACUAUUCUGCUACUGUUGUGUCCAACAAUGCAUGUGAAUUGAUGGAGAAGCUUCUUUUCAAUGAAAUUGGUCGGGAACUGUCUUAUAAGAUGUACUACUUUCAGGGUUCAUGAAGCUGAAUGAGUUCUCACCAAGGAGCAUAAGGAGCUCCAAAGAUCUCUGCAUAUCAAUAUUACUCAUUGUUAUCAACGGGUUCUAUCCAAGAAACGUCAUCAGAUAUAUUAGGAAUUGAUUAAAAAAUAUUGCUGCAUUUCUUGGAAGAUCGGGGGUUGUUAGUACAUACAGCAAUGGAUAGAUCAGACACGUCAGGCUUUGUAAGCGGUGGAGGUAGUAGUAACCUGUUAGAAUCUGCUUGCUUGUUUACUAGGAAUUGAUAUGUAUAUCUGCUUUUAGUAUUCUUCAAAUCGCCUUGGCUAGAUUAUCCAGUUAGUUUAGACUUCAGUGCAUAGAGAAUGGAUUUGAACAAGACUGCUGCACAUUAUUCGCAAAGUGGUGAUCUCACAAAAGAUGACAACUUGGGUGAUACUACUCUAAGCUUGAAUUGUUUUGGUUUUGGAGGAAGAAAAUCGUCUAGAUGUGAGGUUGGUCUUAGUGACCUGAAUUUUAACUUCAGUUAUGCUCCAGAUGACGGUUGCAGAUUGGUACUUGGACUGGGUCCAACUCCUAGUGCUAAUUGUGAUGAUUAUUACAAUGUUGGAUAUAAGAACAAAUCAUUAGUUACAUCUCUACCAGAGGAAAUAUCGUCGAGUGAUUCAAUUUUGCAGCUUGGUCUUUCUGGAGGGACUAAUGAAGCUUCAAGCGUGGUUGAAUGUUUAGUUUCAGCAGAAACUGACGUCAGUGCAUCUUAUCUGAUGAACCAAUGGGCUGCUGAGGCUAAUCAAAUGUCUAUCCCACUAGUCGAUGAGGGUUCUACCUCAGCAAAAAAAUCAGGUGGGUAUAUGCCAUCACUACUUUUUGCACCAAGAAUGGAUACUUCAAAGGUUCUGGUUCAGCAGGAGCUUCAUGAAACUGCUACUGGAAACAAGCUGAGCCAAGAAGUAUCACCUGCCGUGGAAUAUUCCUUAGAAACUAUAAUUGACCAGGCAACCAAAUGUCUGUAUUCAGAUCAUCAGCCAAGCAAUCCUAAAAGGUGCAAAUACAUGGGCUGCGGAAAGGGCGCGCGAGGGGCAUCUGGUCUUUGUAUUGGUCAUGGAGGUGGACAUAGAUGCCAGAAACCUGGUUGCAAUAAGGGUGCUGAGAGUCGUACUGCUUACUGUAAAGCUCAUGGUGGAGGUAGGAGAUGCCAAUAUUUGGGGUGCACUAAAAGUGCCGAGGGGAAGACAGAUUUUUGCAUAGCCCAUGGUGGUGGUAGGCGUUGCGGAUAUCCAGGAGGGUGUGUCAAGGCUGCGCGCGGCAAGUCGGGCCUUUGUAUCAGACAUGGUGGGGGGAAAAGAUGUAAGAUGGAAGGCUGCACCCGUAGUGCUGAAGGACAAGCUGGUCUGUGCAUCUCUCAUGGCGGUGGACGCCGUUGCCAGCAUGAAAGAUGCACAAAGGGCGCACAAGGAAGUACUAUGUAUUGUAAGGCCCAUGGGGGAGGGAAGCGAUGUAUAUUUGCCGGUUGCACCAAAGGUGCUGAAGGGAGUACUCCCCUUUGCAAGGGGCAUGGUGGAGGAAAGCGCUGCCUGUUUGAUGGUGGUGGGAUUUGCCCAAAAAGUGUACAUGGGGGCACAAACUUUUGCGUCGCUCAUGGUGGUGGAAAGAGGUGCACAGUGCCAGGAUGCACAAAAAGUGCCCGUGGGCGUACUGAUUGCUGUGUGAGGCACGGUGGAGGGAAACGGUGCAAAUUUGACAACUGCGGGAAAAGUGCUCAAGGGAGCACAGACUUCUGCAAGGCCCAUGGGGGUGGAAAAAGAUGCAGCUGGGGAGGAGAGGGCAAGUGCGAAAAAUUUGCUAGGGGUAAGAGUGGCUUAUGUGCUGCUCAUAGUAGCAUGAUCCAGGAUCGAGAAACGAACAAGGGAAGCUUGAUCGGACCGGGACUGUUCCAUGGCCUUGUGUCUGCCUCUGCUUGUACAGGUGGAAGUAGCAGCCUGGACAACCAUAAUUCUUCUUCUGGAAUCAGUUUCAUAUGCGACUCAACCGAUUCAGCCCCUAAGCGACAUCGGCUUAUACCACCACAGGUAUUGGUUCCAUCUUCAAUGAAGUCGUCGUCGUCAUAUUCUAGUUUUGUGAGUAGAGAGAUGGUAGAGGAAGAUGAAGAUGGGAAUAAUGGUGGGUAUGGCAAUGGCGGCAUAAAAAGCCUUGAAUAUUCAAUUCCUGAGGGGAGGGUGCAUGGAGGUGGUCUCAUGUCCUUGCUCGGUGGGCAUCUGAAGAAUAAUAAUAAAUAAUGCCAUUUAAAAAUCAGGUACUUCGGAAUUUUAAUAACGUAUUGGAAUCGUGUACAUACAUACUUCAGUUGGGUGUCUGUGAAUUGUAUUAAUUAUUAGGUUUUUAGUGGUUCUAUAUUGUGGUUUUGUAUAUUAUGUGCAUGGACAUGAAGUCAUAGACAUUUUUGUUUUAUUUGUAACGAAAUGAGUCUUAUGAUGAAAUUUAUUUUCUAUAAUUAUCUACAAAA